AUGAAUGAUGAGUUAGUUAAGUUAAAAAAAGAAAUCCUAUAAGACACUGAAUUGUAAGCUAAGAAAUAAAGAUUUGCAUUAUUUUCUUCUCCAGUCCCACUUGGAUUAGGAGAUGACAGUUAUGAUUUUAAAAAGAGACGUAUAUUUUAUAUUAUUUAUUUUAUAGCUCCUAGAGGUGAGAAUGGGAAACCCAUCACUUAAUUAACUAAUGUUAAAAUUGGAGCACCUAAAAGUGGAAGAAUUAAGAGUUCUUAUUUUAGUUAAGUUUCUUUCACUUCUAUUGGUGAUCCUUAUACUGAUCCAUAAAGAAAAGAUUUAUAAUAUGAAUUAGAAAAGACUAAAAAGAUUUUAUUUAAAGAUUAACCAUUCAAGCCUGCAUCUGGGUAUAAAGAAUUACUUGGAGGACCUUGGCCUCAUAUAAAAGAGUUUGAUAUGAAAAGGACUAGAAACUAUAAAACUGCUGAUGGUAGAGUAUGGUCAGCUCCUCGUAAUAUAACAACAAAUCCUGCCAACAAAGAUUUAUCAAAGGGAUACCCACAUUUAAAAGAUGAAUAUGAAAGAUUUCACUAAUAUUAAUUGGUAUAUAUAUUGUUUCUAUCAUAGAAAUUAUAAAUGGAAGCUAAAAGAAGGGAAAAGGAAGUAGCUUUUAAGACAACUACAGCAGGAGGAGAGAAUUUUAAUAAAGACAAAUAAGUUUUUGGAUUUGAUGGAAAAGCACCUCCUCCAAACAAACUAAAGCCUCAUGAUAUGCAUAUAAUGAAACAUGAAUAAAAUUUCAAACCUGCUAAUCCAGGUAAAUAAGGUUUUGAAGGAGAAUUUGAAUAAAUUACUUAUAAACCUGAUCCAAUAAAACCAUCAAAAAGAAAAGAAUGGCCUAAAGGAAAAGAAUAAUUCAAGCCUAACAAUUUAGGUUCAUUAACAAGACCAACCCCAUCUAUAACAUGUUUCAAAUAGAAUAUUAGAAGAGCUAUGAGUGCCAAAGGAUUCUGA
This is a messenger RNA of Paramecium primaurelia, 990 nucleotides long. NCBI's taxonomy places the organism in Eukaryota, Ciliophora, Oligohymenophorea, Peniculida, Parameciidae. The record is from the annotation of a GenBank genome assembly.